UUUCACUAAUAUUUCAAUAAAAAUUAAAGUUUACAUUCUAAGAAUAUCUUUACCACAGUGAUAAGCCCAACAACUCCAUAACAGUAAUCCGAUAAAUAUCCGAUUCCAUAUCCGUGAUAUUUUGAGCUUAUGAAGCUUCCUCAUCAAAUCGAUAAAGAGGCGUACAUUUUAGGAGAUUGCUCUAGAUACCCUCCUAACAAACCACCCCUUAUUAAUCUUUUUUGAACGGAUCGUUUCUGAUAUUCAUCUCAAAAUUAGCAAUAAUUUAGGAAAAUCCUAAAAAUAUUCCAUUCUAUUUGUAGACAUAAUAAACAGUGAAGUAGAUCCUUCUCUUUCUUCUUCCUUUAAACCCCACUUAAUUUCUCCUCGACAUUCCCCCCAAAACAUACACCUUCCUAUUUAAUACUCCCCUUUAAUUCAUAUUUACACCAAUAAAUUUCCAGCUCUUUUUUCAAUAACCCCAGAAUUCUCUCUCUUCUUUCUCUCUCUAAUGGAGGAUUUCGGCCUUUUUGAACCCGACCCGCUUCUGAAAUCCGGAGCUUUCAUUGAUCCGAACCCGAUUCCUUCAAAUGGGUUUAUCCCUCCAACCGUUGAUCCGGUUGCGGUGGAAUCUCCGGCGCAGAUUCCCGAUGAGAAGGGCGGAGGAGUAACUUCGAAUGGGAGUAAGAAGAAAUCCGGUAAAAAAACUGCUGCGGGGAAUGAAUCUCAGCCAUCCGAUUGUACUAUUUUGCCGAAUCCUGAUUGGUUGCCUUCUGGUUGGGAGGUUCAAGAGCGCGUUAGGAAUUCCGGUGCUUCUAAAGGUUCUCGCGAUAAGUACUAUAUAGAGAAAGCGACAAAGCAAAGGCUCAGGUCAAAGAAGGAAGUGCUCCACUUUAUCCAAACAGGAAGUUCCAUGAAGAGAAAGAAUAAAACAGAUGAUGCUAAUGGUUCGCCUGUACCUGACUCUGCCACCCCUAAGCGGAAGAAGGCUGAGUCAAAGGCAAAAGUUUCUUGGAAGAACUUCAAUUUUCAUGAUGCCCCGGCGAAGGUGAAAUGGGUCUUGUCAGAUAUCUAUGAAGGGACGUGGAGGCCCUUGACCAAUAGCGUUGAGAGGGUUCCUGAAUCUGCCAAGCAAGAAUGGAGUGCAGCUUUUGCUUACCUCUCUUUACCAAAUGGUAGCAACGGAGCAUUAUUCUGAGAGUUUUCUCUCUCGAUUGUGGGGUUAAAAAGGCUAGUUAAACAUACUAACAAACCACAGAAGUGAACCAUUUUUAUAUAGUGUGAUAGUGUCUUUCCCUUUGCUUCUUUUUGAGCUGAAUUUUUGUGAAUAAUCUUAACAUUCAUGGUGCAUGGUUCUUUUGACCAAUAGGACUAGUUAGAUUGAAAUUUAGCUAGUUUUCUUUUGUUAAUAGAACAUAGUAAUUUGAGUUUCCUGCAUUUUGAAGUUACAGAGCCUUGGUUCUUAAUGUUCUUUUUAUGUUUCUUUA
Molecule: messenger RNA, 1466 nt
Organism: Chenopodium quinoa (quinoa)
Lineage: Eukaryota; Viridiplantae; Streptophyta; Magnoliopsida; Caryophyllales; Amaranthaceae
Product: methyl-CpG-binding domain-containing protein 6-like
Exons: 3
Coding region: 491-1177 (228 amino acids)
Molecular function (GO): DNA binding
Source: RefSeq, a predicted model, not a curated record